UAGGAAAUCAGACCAGAGCAGCAGCCAAAAGGAAGGGGAGCCAGGGGGCGUGUAAGGACUCUGACACUGUAUUCUGUGUAAUCGGAAACAGGUCCUGUUCACACCUAAGAACCACUCUGGGAGCAGGAAGAGUGCGGAGACCGCAGUCGAGAUGGAAAGAGCAGAGACAGAGAAACAAAUAAGGAUAUUAUUAGUGGAGGCAAGAGCUGAUCAUGAGUUAGAUGAGGUCAGUAGGGCAGAUAAGAAAAAUGGCUGGCUCUCUUCUCUUCUCCGCCAUCCUCUGUGCGACUGAAUUAAUUCCUCGCCAUGUCUUCCGACAAGAUUUUCAGGAUCAAGCGAUUCCUGGCCAAGAAGCAAAAGCAGAAUCGUCCCAUCCCCCAAAGGAUUCAAAUGAAAACUGGUAAUAAAAUCAGGUACAACUCCACGAGAAGACAUUGGAGAAGAACCCAUCUGGGUCUGAAAGGAGCCUCCGCACGUGAGGUGGCACACGUAUUUGUGCCAUGUGGCGGUCACUUGCUUGCAUCACACUGAAAACAGCACAGCCCCAGUUGGAUAGAUCAGGAGAUGGGUCCUCUUUAUG
Molecule: messenger RNA, 580 nt
Organism: Phacochoerus africanus (Common warthog)
Lineage: Eukaryota; Metazoa; Chordata; Mammalia; Artiodactyla; Suidae
Product: 60S ribosomal protein L39-like
Exons: 1
Coding region: 307-531 (74 amino acids)
Biological process (GO): translation
Cellular component (GO): ribosome; cytosolic large ribosomal subunit
Molecular function (GO): structural constituent of ribosome
Source: RefSeq, a predicted model, not a curated record